AUGUCGUGGGAUAUCGAAUUGGAUGAUCAAUUACUACAGGAUCUUUAUGCCUGGAUCGAUACGAUUCCUUUAAGUCGUCCAAAGAAGCAUAUCGAAAAGGAUUUUUCCGAUGGUGUUAUGGCUGCUGAAUUAAUCAAACAUUAUUUUCCUAGUUGGGUUGAUACACACAAUUACGUCGCGUCGAACAGUACGCAGCAGAAAUUGAUUAACUGGGGCCUUUUGAAUCGCAAAGUUCUCUGCAAAUUUGAUAUGAAUAUUCCUGAACAGGUUAUGCGUGGAAUUUGUCUUGGCCGCGCGAGACUGGUGGAAAUCUUUCUAUACAACUUACGAAAUCGAAUCGAUGAUUGUCUAUCAGGAGAACAACCAAAAUCUCAUUCUCCUUCUCGAAAUCGAUCUCAUCCUCAGCAAAACCGAAUGAAUGAAUCGAACAUGAACACAUCACGUCAACGCCGUUCUCCACCGUCACAAUAUGAUCAACCUUCACCAGCAUAUCAGAGAAAUGAACCGAAAAAUACCGGAUAUGGAGGACAUGUAGCAAAGAAAUCGACUUCAAUGCAAAAUUUAACGACAGAAAUGGUUAACCGUGCGCAUUAUAACGAGAAGGAACAAGAAUGUCAAGCGAAAGAUCAACAAAUUCAAGUUUUACAAGCAAAAGUUCAUCGCCUGGAACAAUUACUCCGCUUAAAAGAUGUUCGUGUGGAUGAUUUAUCAGAUAAGCUUGAACAAUCACGAAAUUUUGCCGGUGGUCACGGAGGAAGAUCUAAUCGUCAACAAUAUACUAAUGUAUCCAUGAAUGGACGUAAAUAA
Messenger RNA from Adineta ricciae, 807 nucleotides. Lineage: Eukaryota; Metazoa; Rotifera; Eurotatoria; Adinetida; Adinetidae. The record is from the annotation of a GenBank genome assembly.